UACGGACAAAAAAGAAAAGAAAAAGGAGCGGACUGCAAUCUGGGGGAGCUACGGCUCACUACUUGUGUUGCCAAACGGGAUGGAUUCGUGCUUAGGCUUAAAAUUUCGGCUUUCCUCUUUCUUAACCCAGUAUCAGUUUCAGAAUCUGCGAACUCCUGACAUUUAUAUAUCAGCAAAUUCAACAAACCCAUUACUCAUUUGCGCAAAUCGAUCCUCUCUUCACCCUCCUCGUUUUUCACGCCAGGUGAUCAAAGCCACAACAGUAAUGGAAUCCGAGCAAAGUGGAACUUCAGUCGAUAACACAGGAGGACCCAUGAAGCUCUUAUUUGUGGAGAUGGGUGUUGGCUAUGAUCAACAUGGGCAAGAUAUCACAGUUGCAGCAAUGCGGGCAUGUAGAGAUGCCAUUUCUUCCAAUUCUAUUCCUGCAUUUCGCAGAGGGUCCAUACCGGGUGUUACGUUUGGCCAAAUGAAACUUCAAAUCAAACUUGGAGUUCCACAGUCUCUCCAAAAAUUCUUGGAUAUUGAGAGGGUCAAAUCAGUUUUUCCUUAUGGGGAAAUUCUGAAUGUCGAAGUUGUGGAUGGUGGAUUGAUAUGCUCAAGUGGUGUCUAUGUUGAAGAAAUGGGAGAUAAGAAUGAAGACUGUUACAUAGUGAAUGCUGCGGUAUAUGUUGGCUACUAGUUUCUGUUAACCCACAUUCUCUCUCCAGUGCUUUGAGAGAUUAAAAGAUUAUCAAAUUACCAGUGGUGCUUCUCCACAUUUUUGGAGACAGUAGCACUGGUGCAUUUGGCUGAAACAAGGGAAAUUUGACAUACUCCAAGAGACGAUGGUUAUAGCUUCACCUCCUGUUGCUUUUUGGACGAAUGAUGUUUCUGAUAGUAUUAAUAUCUCUACACCAUAUCUCACCUUGUCAUAAUCGACAUUCUUUUAUUGCCUCAAGAGGGCCUGUCCUGUAAUGAUUAGUCAUAAUAUCUCUGUUUGGUAUUUUCAAGACACUUGGACCUUUA
Molecule: messenger RNA, 1005 nt
Organism: Ricinus communis (castor bean)
Lineage: Eukaryota; Viridiplantae; Streptophyta; Magnoliopsida; Malpighiales; Euphorbiaceae
Exons: 5
Coding region: 80-679 (199 amino acids)
Source: RefSeq, a predicted model, not a curated record